This is a messenger RNA of Bombus pyrosoma, 1061 nucleotides long. It is a transcript of the gene EndoA, whose product is annotated as endophilin-A-like. The record is from RefSeq and is a predicted model, not a curated record. Gene Ontology annotation, molecular function: protein binding. The transcript is spliced from 9 exons. Gene Ontology annotation, cellular component: cytoplasm. Lineage: Eukaryota; Metazoa; Arthropoda; Insecta; Hymenoptera; Apidae. The annotation marks the transcript as partial.
UGAAAACUACCCCUCGAGUCGGAGGCGCAGUGUGCUAAACCGACUACGUACGAGUUGGUGGUGCUCGUGGUGAUCGCGGUCCACGCGGAUCUCUACGCUUUAGGCUCCUAGAGUUUUCACUUGCGUGUUCAUCGUGAUUUCUUCAGUUGUGGACUAUCCACAGCACAGAUCAUCAACGGUUUUAAAAGUGCCGCAAGGACGUGUAUAAGGCUUCCUGUUUAUUUCUGUCUAGAGAGAGAAUAGAAGUAUCAUCAUCACCACCAUGGCGUUCGCAGGGUUAAAAAAACAGAUUAACAAAGCAAAUCAGUAUAUGACAGAGAAGAUGGGCGGAGCGGAAGGAACCAAGCUCGACGUUGACUUCAUGGAUAUGGAGAGGAAAACGGAUGUCACGUAUGAGCUGGUGGAGGAGUUACAAAUGAAAACGAAAGAGUUCCUUCAGCCAAAUCCAACUGCAAGAGCGAAGAUGGCCGCGGUCAAGGGCAUCAGUAAGCUCAGCGGUCAGGCAAAAGCCUCGACUUACCCCCAACCAGAAGGUGUUCUUGGCGAUUGUAUGCUUAUUUACGGAAAGAAAUUGGGAGAGGAUAGUAUUUUCGCUCAGGCUCUGGUUGAAAUGGGCGAGGCGAUGAAGCAGAUGGCGGACGUGAAAUAUUCUCUGGACGACAACAUUAAACAAAACUUCCUGGAGCCUCUGCACCAUUUGCAGACCAAAGACUUGAAAGAAGUGAUGCAUCACCGGAAAAAGCUUCAGGGACGAAGGCUGGACUUCGAUUGCAAGCGGAGACGUCAAGCGAAAGCAACUGGAAAAAGAUCAGCCAGUCCUCAUUUUGGAAGUCCAGUGAAGUCUUCUUCACCAUACACUGGUUCUCACGUUUCAGACGACGAGAUUCGUCAAGCAGAAGAGAAAUUUGCAGAGAGUCUCCAUCUGGCACAAUUGGGCAUGUUCAACCUUUUGGAGAAUGAUGUUGAACAAGUGGCACAGUUGGCAACAUUCAGUGAAGGUCUGUUGGAGUACCAUCAGCAGUGUACUGAGAUUCUAAGAACACUAACAGAAACACUUUUGG